Messenger RNA from Lingula anatina, 756 nucleotides. RefSeq lists its product as uncharacterized. The record is from RefSeq and is a predicted model, not a curated record. Lineage: Eukaryota; Metazoa; Brachiopoda; Lingulata; Lingulida; Lingulidae. Gene Ontology annotation, molecular function: CoA-ligase activity.
AUGGGAAUUCGUAGCAGGCUGCCUGAAAUCACGGUACCCGAGGUGGAUGUGGCGACAUAUUUACUGGAUAAUAUAGAUCUGUAUGCAGACUGCGUGGCCUUGGUUGACGCCAAGACCGAUACGAGAUUCACGUUUGCUGACGUCAAGGACAAUGUGCGCAGAAUCGGCAGCGCGCUCACGCGGUUGGGGUUCAAGAAGGGGGAAGUAGUGUGCAUGUACAGUUCGAACUCCCCCGAGUACGCUUUAAUCGUGAUGGGGGUUCUCUCAGUCGGAGGGGUCAUCACCACUAGCAACCCUACAUAUACCAAGGAUGAACUAAGUAAGCAACUCCAGAUUGUCAGACCACAGUAUUUAAUGGCUGCACCAGAAACCGCAGAGAAAGCCCUGCAAGCUGCCUCAGAAAAUGAAAUUAAGAAUGUUUACGUAUUCGGACACACCCCCGGAUGUACGUCAGUUGAUAACUUGCUUCGAGACGACGGCCAUGCCUUCCCCAGUGACGUAAAGAUCUCGCCGCAUGAGGUCGCUAUUAUACCCUUUUCCAGUGGCACGACAGGCCUACCCAAAGGCGUCAUGCUCACCCAUCGUAACAUAGUGGGGAAUCUGCUACAAAUGAAAUCCGCUACCUGCUAGUGGUUCCUCCAAUAGCCGUGAUGCUAACUAAACACCCAUUGGUUGACAAAUACGACCUCUCCUGUGUCGAAGUAAUUAUGUCAGGGGCUGCGCCAUUGGGCAAAGACAUUGAACAGAAACUGGAAU